Molecule: messenger RNA, 1356 nt
Organism: Antrostomus carolinensis (chuck-will's-widow)
Lineage: Eukaryota; Metazoa; Chordata; Aves; Caprimulgiformes; Caprimulgidae
Product: tumor necrosis factor receptor superfamily member 27
Exons: 9
Coding region: 1-1356 (451 amino acids)
Biological process (GO): tumor necrosis factor-mediated signaling pathway; positive regulation of canonical NF-kappaB signal transduction; positive regulation of JNK cascade
Cellular component (GO): plasma membrane
Molecular function (GO): tumor necrosis factor receptor activity
Source: RefSeq, a predicted model, not a curated record
AUGCACUGCCAAGAGGGCGAGUACCUGGAUGGGAAAUGCAUCCCCUGCAAAAACUGCCUGCCUGGGGAGGAGCUUUCCAAGCAUCCCGGCUGCAACCCCUGCCUGUCCUGCAUCCUCAUCAACCGUGUCCAGAAGUCCAACUGCACGGCGACAACCAACGCGGUCUGUGGGGAGUGUCUGCCGGGGUUUUACCGCAAGGCGCGGAUCAGCGGGCAGCUGGACUGGGAGUGCAUCCCUUGCACCAAGCAGACGCCCUCCUCCGAGCCUCAGUGUCGGUCCAGAACAAACCUGGUGAAGGUAGCUGUCCCAACCGUACCACCGCAGGACACGGCCCUUCUUGCACUGACCAGCAGUGCCCUGGUCAUCAUCGUGCUGGUGCUUCUGGCACUCUCCAUCAUCUACUGCAAGCGGUUUUGGAAGAGGCAGUGCCAGCGAGUCUUCCUGAGGACUCAGAACUUCUCGGGCCAGCAAGCGAUGUUCCCGACUGCGGCGGCGCCUGGCAGAUUCCUGUGUGAGGAGCAGAUGUCUGGUCCCUGCUGCCUGGGUAUGAAGAACCUGAGCCCCUGCUACAGGCAGGCAGAAGGCCCCAUGGAAGCGGUGCAGUUCAUUUCAGACGGGGAAGCCGUGGGUCUCCAGCUCCCCUCUCUCCAGCCGGAGAUGGACGUACCACCGGCCAUCACAGUGGGUGCUGCCUCCAAAGCCCAGCUGGGCAGGAGCCUCCUGGAAAGCCAGCCCCUCAUCCGGGCAUCAGGCCGUGGCAACUCCCUGGCCCCCCUCUCCUCCUGCGCCUCCGAGAUGCAGCACAAGUGGCCGCACACCCCAGUGGAGUGCACCGAGCUGGACCUCCAGAAAUUCUCCACUCAGGCAGAGUUUGUGGGUAGCGAGCGGCUGGGGGUUUUGAGCCGGGCGGCACAGAGGAUCCCGGCAGAGAGUGGUGGCCUGGGGUGGGAGGGGACCCAAGGCCCACCCUCUGCCUUCCCGAAUCCCACUGCCGAGAGUGGGGAGCAGCCGGUGGAUGAUGCCCGGAGCCUUGUGACUCAGAUCAGCAGCACAGCAAAGGGUCUCCCGGUAGCGGAGCUGCCCCAUUCCUUGGUGCAGUCACUUGCCUUCUUGUUGGACCCUUCCUUGAAUGGUGUGAAGAAUUUCAGCCACGUGGCGCUGGAGCUGGGGGUUGCGCCCCAGUUGCUGGGACGGAUAUCUGGAUUUGAGCAGCUCGUCGCUCACUUCACCUACUCUGGAGAGGCCGUCACCGUCCCGCUCCUGGCCCAAGCUCUGCAGCGGCUCCAGCGGUUCGAUGCUUUGCUCCUGCUCUGCGACCGCUUCGCACUCAACCAAGCUCCGGGCCGCCAGCACUAG